Tachysurus vachellii is the source of this 1517-nucleotide messenger RNA. It is a transcript of the gene sft2d3, whose product is annotated as SFT2 domain containing 3. The record is from RefSeq and is a predicted model, not a curated record. The transcript has a single exon. The coding region runs from base 45 to 716 and encodes 223 amino acids. Gene Ontology annotation, cellular component: membrane. Gene Ontology annotation, biological process: vesicle-mediated transport. NCBI's taxonomy places the organism in Eukaryota, Metazoa, Chordata, Actinopteri, Siluriformes, Bagridae.
UUUUCUGACGUAACACUUCCUGUUUGGGUUCCAACACAACAAUCAUGGCGGAAUUAAACCGACAACUUCAGGAAUAUUUAGCUCAGUCAAAGAGCGGUGCGAAGACAAUAUCACAGUCGAGCUCCAGCACCACUGUGAACGUUGAUGAAGCCGACAGCGGUGCACCGGACAGCUGGUUCGGUCGGUGGUCGAGUCCGUUCUCGGGUCGUAGCGGAUCUUCCACAGGCCCGAGCUCGAGCAGCGGGUUUUCCUGGCCGUGGUCUGCGGAGCCUGAUCCGUGUCUGCCGGGCAUGAGUCGGUCUCAACGGCUGGUCGCAUUCGGUGUGUGUAUCUUGUUCUCGGCCCUGUGUUUCGGCCUGUCUGCUCUUUAUGCCCCGUUGUUGUUACUGAAGGCGCGGAAAUUCGCUCUGCUGUGGUCGCUCGGCUCGCUUUUUGCGCUGACCGGCGCCGCCAUCCUCCGCGGUCCAAGCCGCAUGAUCGCCUCCCCGUCCCCGGGGGCCGUGAUAUACCUGUGCUCGCUGGGGGCGACGCUGUACGCCGCGCUGGGGCUCCACAGCACCAUGCUCACGGCGCUCGGAGCCUUCGUGCAGAUCGGCGCUAUAGCGGCCUACGUGCUGUCUCUGGUGCCCGGUGGCAGCGCAGGGAUGCGGUUUGUCGGUGGAAUGGCUGCAUCGGCCAUCAAAAGGACAGUGACCGGAAAAACCAUGCCGAUAUGAGCACAAACUUUAGCACAAACCUCAGGACUAAACACUAAUCAGUUUUAAAUCUUCAGCUGCUUGGUGUAUUAAUGUGGUGUGCAGACCAGCAGGGUUUAAUCAUCUUCGUGCUAUGACGAGUUCCUGUAUUAAUCUGGAUGAACUGGAAGCUCAUUCGGAUCGUUCAGCUGUGAAAAGAGGACCGAAGCAGCACUUAUGCACAUCUAACAGUUUGUAAAUAAAGUCAUGGAGAUUAACAUUUGUUUAAUGAUUUGUCUGAGUGACCGAUGAAAGAAGUAGACGAGAUGGAACACAAUGCAGAAGGUGUCAUCGUGGUGCAAACGACGAAUGUUAAAAUGAAUUGUAAGGGUCUUCACAUCCAACCGCUUGAACAGGCUGUGUAGAGAUGUUCAGGAGUUUUCUUUAUCUCCAACAGAAUAACUUUGAGGUCUUGUGGGCAUGCAGCUAUAGGAAAACAAUCAGUGAGGGGGGAGGUGAGGUUUUGCAGUCUGAUUGUUCCAACUCUGGAAAACAGCACUGUUUAUAAUUCUUACCACAAAUCUGUCACUGUUUAUACUUUUUAUUUGUGUAUUAUCCACUUAAAGCUGUCAGAUUGUAGCUUAACUAGUUAGGUUUCUGGUUAUACACACACACACACACACACACACACACGCACACACUCAUCUUUCUUGAAAGCAACAAGACAAAGAUAAUCCAGCUUGUCAUGUUACCAAGAAACCACAAUCCCUAAAAUCCUCUCAUACUGUGCUGACACUGGAGUCUCUUUGCAUUAACCUUUAAAUAAACGUCUCCAAACAAGAA